AUGCCUCGAGCUCCAAAGCGACGACGCUACUCGCUUGAGAAUCAAGAGGCUGAGGAAGAGUAUUAUUCCUCCUCCUCCUCCACCUGCUCCUCCUCUUUUCCUUCCUCUUUCUCUUCCUCCUCCCCUUCCUCCUCCUCUUCCUCCCGCUAUCUUCUGCUUUCAAGUAAUCCAAGCACCCCAGAGUAUGAGGAGCAGGAGGAAGAGGAGGUUCACGCUGCUGCUGGGACACUGAGUCCUACCCAGAGCUCUCCACUUGCCUGUGCCCCCCCUACUGCCAUUGACGCUGCUGCUCCAUUGAGCCAGUCCAGCAGCCAAGAAGAGGAGGGUCCGAGUACCUCCCGGGCCCUGCCAGACACAGAGUCCUUGCCCAGGGACGUGAUUGAUGAUAAGGUAGCUGAUCUGGUGGGGUUCCUGCUCCGGAAGUAUCGCACACAGGAGCUGACCACAAAGGUAGAAAUGCUGAGUAGCGUCAUCAGAGAGCACCAGGACCACUUUGCUGUCAUCUUCAGCGAGGCCUCUGAGUGCAUGCAGCUGGUUUAUGGCAUUGAUGUGAAGGAAGUGGACCGCACCAGCCACACCUAUGUCCUAGCCACCAACCUGGGCCUCACCUAUGAUGGGAUGGUGAACCAUGUGCACAGUAUGCCCAAGACUGGCCUUCUGAUACUCAUCCUUAGUAUAAUCUUCACGGAGGAUGAUUGUGCCCCCGAAGAGAAGAUAUGGGAAGCACUGAAUGCCAUGGGGGUGCAUGCUGGGGUGGAGCAUUGCAUCUAUGGGGAGCCCAGGGAGCUCCUCACCAAAGUUUGGGUGCAGGAACAGUACCUGGAAUACCGGCAGAUGCGCAACAGCGAACCAGUACGGUACGAGUUCCUGUGGGGUCCCAGGGCCCACGCUGAGACCACCAAGUUCAAAGUCCUGGAGUUUCUGGCCCAGAUCAACGGGAGUGACCCCAGAUCCUUCCCACACUGGUAUGAGGAGGCUUUGAGAGAGGAGGAGCAGAGAGCCCGGGCCAGAAUUAGCACCACAGAUGAUCCUAGUGCCAUGGCCAGUGCAGGCUCUUCUGCCAAGUCCAGUCGCUUCUUCUGCCCUCAGUGA
Pipistrellus nathusii (Nathusius's pipistrelle) is the source of this 1092-nucleotide messenger RNA. The record is from the annotation of a GenBank genome assembly. NCBI's taxonomy places the organism in Eukaryota, Metazoa, Chordata, Mammalia, Chiroptera, Vespertilionidae.